AUGGCGUCGAAUAAGCGCGCGCGCGCGACGCCCGCGACGACGCCCGCGACGACGCUCGCGGACGCCAACCUCAUCGCGCAGCUCGUCGACGUGGACGGCGUCGCGGCGGGACCCGAGCUCGAUUUGCCCCCCGACGUGGGCGCGCGCGAAUUGCAGUCGCUCCUGCGCGAGCUGCUUCGCGCGUCGAGCGCGAAUCCGGAGGACGACGACCGGCUGACGACGCCGUACGCGUUUUACGUCGACGGCGAGGAGGUGACGGGAGCGUUGGCGGCGACGAUCGUGGAGCGGAAGAUCUCCGUGGAACAGGUGUUGAAGAUAGUGUAUCAGCCGCAAAGUGUGUUUCGAGUGCGCGCGGUGACGAGGUGCUCGGCGGCGAUCGCGGGACACGCCGAGGCGGUGCUGAGCGUGGCGUUUUCGAGCGACGGGAAACACUUGGCGAGCGGGAGCGGAGAUUCGACGAUACGAAUGUGGAAUUUGGAUUCACAGGCGCCGAAACACACGCUCAAGGGACACACGAAUUGGGUGCUGUGCAUCGCGUGGAGCGCGGAUAACGUGUACUUGGCGAGCGGGGGGAUGGAUAGCGCCGUGCGAUUGUGGGAUCCGAUCACGGGCGAGGCGCGCGGAGGGCCGAUGAAGGGUCACAAGAAGCACGUGACCGCGCUGGCGUGGGAGCCCGCACACGUGGCUUAUCCCGUCGUGCGAUUUUGUAGCGCGAGCGCGGAUGGGUCCGUGCGAGUUUGGGACGCCGUGCGGCGCGCGUGCUUGUUUACCAUGUCGGCGCACACGAAAGCCAUCGCCUCGGUGAAGUGGGGAGGCGAGGGAUUGAUUUACACCGCCUCUCGAGACACGACCAUCUACGUCUGGGACGCGAACGACGGCAAGGUGGUGCGACAGCUCAAAGGACACGGGCACUGGGUGAAUUCGUUAGCGUUGUCGACCGAAUACGCCCUGCGCACGGGGCCGUACGAUCACACCGGGAAAAAGCCUGAAAACGACGCUCAAGCCAAGGCGCAGGCGCUGACGAGAUAUAAGGCGGCGACUGGAGGGAAACCGGAGCGCUUAGUGAGUGGUAGUGAUGAUUACACGAUGUUUAUGUGGGAGCCGUCGACGACCAAGACGCCGCUGCAGCGCUUGACUGGGCAUCAACAACUCAUCAACCACGUCUUAUUCUCGCCGGAUGGAAGAUACUUCGCGAGCGCGUCGUUCGACAAGGGAGUCAAACUGUGGGACGGCCUUACGGGCAAAUUCAUCACUUCUUUUCGUGGUCACGUCGGUGCGGUUUACCAGCUCGCCUGGUCCGCCGACAGCCGGUUGUUGAUGAGUGCGAGUAAGGAUAGCACGAUGAAGGUGUGGGACGCGCGAUUGAAAAAGUUAAAGGAGGAUCUCCCGGGUCACGCCGACGAGGUGUACGCGGUGGACUGGAGUCCGAUGGGGACGAAAGCCGCGAGUGGGGGGAAAGAUAAGAUGCUGCGACUCUGGAUGCAUUAG
This is a messenger RNA of Ostreococcus lucimarinus CCE9901, 1488 nucleotides long. RefSeq lists its product with no specific name. The record is from RefSeq and is a predicted model, not a curated record. The transcript has a single exon. Gene Ontology annotation, biological process: ribosomal large subunit assembly. Gene Ontology annotation, molecular function: protein binding. Bases 1 to 1488 code for a protein of 495 amino acids. Gene Ontology annotation, cellular component: nucleolus. Lineage: Eukaryota; Viridiplantae; Chlorophyta; Mamiellophyceae; Mamiellales; Bathycoccaceae.